Messenger RNA from Salvelinus fontinalis (brook trout), 3611 nucleotides. RefSeq lists its product as uncharacterized. The record is from RefSeq and is a predicted model, not a curated record. Lineage: Eukaryota; Metazoa; Chordata; Actinopteri; Salmoniformes; Salmonidae. The coding region runs from base 1464 to 2405 and encodes 313 amino acids. The transcript has 6 exons.
CUGAAGCAAGGAUAUGCAUAUUCUUGGUAUCAUUUGAAAGGAAACACUUUGAAGUUUGUGGAAAUGUGAAAGGGGUGUAGGAGAAUAUAACACAAUAGAUCUAGUAAAAGAUAAUACAAAGAAAAAAAAAUGUUCUUAUGUAUUUUUUUUUUUGUACCAUCACCUUCGAAAUGCAAGAGAAAGGCCAUAAUGUAUUAUUCCAGCCCAGGUGCAAUUUAGAUUUUGGCCACUAGAUGACAGCAGUAUAUGUGCAAAGUUUUAGACUGAUCCAAUGAACCAUUAUAUUUCUGUUCAAAAUGUUGUAUCAAGACUACCCAAAUGUGCCUAAUUUGUUUAUUAAUAACUUUUCAUGUUCAAAACUGUGCACUCUCCUCAAACAAUAGCAUGGUAUUCUUUCACUUUAGUAGCUACUGUAAAUUGGACAGUUCAGUUAGAUUAACAAGAAUUUAACCUUUCUGACAAUAUCAGAUAUGUCUAUGUCCUGGGAAAUAUUCUUGUUACUUACAACCUCAUGCUAAUCGCACUAGCCUGCGUUAGCUCAACCGUCCUGUGGAAGGGACACCUGAUCCCGAAGAAGUUUUUAAAUUCCAAACCUAAUAGCAACAUUUUCUUUGGUAUGACCUUCCUAAAAUAAUUCCACAUAGCUUAAUCGAACCCUGUUCUGAGCCGACUUCGCCAUCCACUCAAAAGGGGCAUUUGGUUCACACCCGGGGAAGCAGCCCAAUUACAAAACGAAGGCAAUAAUUUUCACAUUUUUCAGAGAAACAACAUGUCAGCAACCUGUGAGCAGGCAAAGAGCUGCAUUUCCAGGCUGGCCCAGGGUGUCAAAAUCGCAUUAACCGUUCUGGCAAGCUAUACCAGUUGCACUUAAAAAGUCUCUAACAUAGGUCAAGCGUAUUAACACAGAUAGCACAACAUAUCUAUGCGUAUCAUGGUAUCCAAUUAAUUUGUUAUACUGGCAUAAGUGGUAUAAGAAUAGUCUAACCAACAUUUCUGUCAAAUUAAAUCAAACCAAUAUAUUGUUGUACACAAUAGAUGGUUCAAAGGAGAAGCGAUCCCUCAAAAGUGUUGUUUUAUUGACAACUUAAAAAGUGCCUUUGCCUCCACGUCUUUUUCUAAAGUGAAAGUUGGUUAUAACUAGUAUAACUAGCUACUAGUCUAAAGCUCAUGCCUCAGUUUAUUUUUUAGUCAUGAGCCUUUAAUGAAAUAUGACGCACACAGCACAUUGCCUACAGUAAUUUUCCACUGAAUUGUACUGUCGUCUCAAGCUCUUCCGUGUUCAGUCAAGAAGAAAAUAACAAAUACUUGUCAAGACACUUCUUACGCAACAGCCCAAAAGAAGCAAUUCAAACGUUGUUUUUUGUUUUGUUGGUAAAUUGCCUUUACAUUUCUUACAGACUACAUUUGAAUCUGUCAUCGGGGAAUCAUCACAUCAAUGGGGUAAAGAUAUUUCAAUUAUAAAAAUGUUGUUGAAGAAGAUAAAGACUGAGUUUCUUCUCUGUGAGAGGGGAAAAGAAGAUGCUGUAGAAUUCCUCUGCCAAAUCAAAGAGAUUGUGUCAAAACAUCGCAACAGCAAGAUUCCUCUUGCAAAGCCGAAAAGUUACGAGUUGAGAAUCGGUGGUCUGGAGGACACUGUCCACGCUGGAGAUGGUGAACAGUUAGAAGUUUGGAAAGACUGCUACCUUCCAGAGAGAAUGGAGAUGGUGGUCAUUGGUGCCCUGGAUGACUUCCGAUGUUCGGCAGCAGGAUGGCAGCUGGUUCUCCUGUUAUGUGAAGAUGGCAAUGUCUAUGCCUACGAGUUUGAAGUUCUACACCUGGUUGCCAGAAGCUUGGAGGAUCUCUUUAAGUCUGGAGCGGAGUUCCCAGGACUGGAGAAAUUCAGAUUUGGAGAAUGCUUUGAGGAAUUGACUGAGGAAGAGAUGGAGAAAGAGAUGCAAUGUGAUGAAAUAAAGAAAAUCGAUGACGAGCAUAUUCAGUUCCGAAGAAGAUUGGAGAUUGAGAUGCUGGAGGAUCUCAAAGCAAUCAAGCAAUCUGAGACGAUCGUGACAGAACUACCCACCACCAAAGGACCAAGCAGCGUGGAAGAGAGGACUGGACAUGGGAGGACAUUCUGGACGGCAAGGGAUCCUACACCCAGGGAGGAGAUCCUGGCUGGUAGGGAUCGCCUCCCAUGGGAACAGUUGGAGACAGCCAGGAGAGCGGAGGCAGCAGGAGAAAGGAACCAGCGGUAUGAGGGAACAAGGCUGGCAAGGAAGCCCGAGAGGCAGCCCCAAAAACGAGGAUAUUGGCGGAGUCAGGUAGGAGACCUGAGCCAACUCCCCCGUGCUUACGGUGACGAGCUUGUGACUGGUCAGGCCCCGCGCUAUAGGGGUGAUGCGCACGGUGUCCUCAGUGCGCACUCAUAGCCCGGUGCGCUAUAUCCCAGCUCCUCGCAUCGGCCGGGAUAGAGUGGGCAUCGAGCCAGGACGGAAUGUGCCAGCCCUGCUCUCCAGACCUCCAGGACAUCUCCUCGGCCUGGGUUAGCCCUACGCACAGUGUCCCCGGUUCGCCAGCACAGCCCAGUGCAGCCUGCUCCAGCUCCCCGGACUUGCCGGGCUACAGGGGGUAUCCAGCCAGGACGAGUUGUGCUAGUGUCACACCCUGGCCUUGUUAUCUUUGUUUUCUUUAUUAUUUUAGUUAGGCCUCCAGUGAUGAUCCAUGGCACGAAGCCUCCAGUGAUGAUCCAUGGCACAAAAGCACAUGAUGUCUAUACAUCAGUAAUGACACAGUGCACAUCAGGGACAAAUAUACCCUUAACCUUUUGUAAGAGUGAGAAGGCUGUUUAGUCAGUAAUAGGUAUAAUAUUAUGUAUCAGUUGGGGCAUCAGUGGAGCACCAGUACCUUUCCCAGAGAAGUACAGAAAAUUACCAAGACAAGUCAGACAGAAACUCAGGGGAAGUUGUGGAUCACACAUUUUCAGCGUAUUCGACUAUGAUACUAUUCAUGUUUUCAUACAGUAUUUUUUUACAGUAUCUUUCAUACAGUAUUUGGUUUCAUUUGAACUGCCUGUUCUGGAUUCUGUAAAUGAGUCCAGUACAACACGGAAUAACAACUUCCUCAUACUUACAGAUGAGAAAUGUUACUGGUAUGGCCCAACAAAAAAAGUGUCCAUGUCAUCAAGGUUUUUUUGUCUGAAGCCAUUUGGGCUCCCGAGUGGCGCAGUGUUUUAAGGCACUACAUCUCAGUGAAUGAGGUAUCACUACAGUCAGUUCCUGGUUCAAAUCCAGGCUGUAUCACAUCUGGCCAUGAUUGGGAAUCCCAAAGGGUGGCACACAAUUGGCCCAGCAUUGUCUGGGGUAGGCUGUCAUUGUAAAUAAGAAUGUGUUCUUAACUGACUUGCCUAGAAAAUAAAGGUAAAAAAACACCUAAUAGUUAUUGAGCAAAAUGGAACAAUAAAGAGACAUUAUUAACAUCAGGUAGAGUUGAUAUGGUUAUAAGAGGAUAUAUUAUAUUAACACAAACAAGUGAGAAGAUUGAAACAGUUGGGCUUAUCACAUUGAUGUUGUAAAUGUUAUACGGUUGCAUCCAAUAUGCCAUCAGUUAAUGUAAUAAAGUUCAUCUUGACAGAAUAA